GUGAACUGGGGUUCUUCAGGCCAAGCCAACACCUACAUGACUGCUCUUCGUCUCACAAACAUGCUUGACAACCAGGCAGAGCACGUCAAGAACUUUCGUCCUCAGUUCCUGGUUUUAACUGGACAUCCUUCUAAACACUUGGCGUUGAUGACCAUAGUGUCUCAAAUGAGCAAGAAUGUUGGCCUUAUGAUGUACGGCAAUGUGUACGUAGGAAACGGUGAUGUUCCCGAAGAAGAUGCUAUUGAAGAGAAGAAAUGGCUUCGUGAGCAUAAAAUCAAAGCUUUUCGUGCAGCAACAACAGCGCAAAAUCUUCGAGCCGGGGCCCAAGCCAUGUUUAACUUAUCUGGCCUUGGAAAGUUGAGACCCAACACGGUUGUACUCGGUUAUAUGGAGAACUGGAGGAGUGAAUCCAAAGAUCUAGCCAGCUACUUUGGUAUCAUUAAUGAUGCUUUUGACUUCAGCUACGGUCUGUGUAUCUUGCGCAUGGGUGACAGAGAGUUGGAUAUUGAGGACGGAAUUUCUUCAGAUUCAGAGACUGAGGCCGAAAACCAGAACCAGAAGAAAGACGUCGAGAAGGGAGUGAAGCAGCCUCUGAAAGCAGCCCCCGAACCUCUAAGCAGUGAAAUAACCUUUAAAGAAAAACAGAAGGGGACGAUAGAUGUGUGGUGGUUGUAUGACGACGGAGGCCUGACAGUUCUCCUUCCUUACUUGCUCACCCAGCACCGUCUGUGGGGUGGAUGUAAACUGAGACUGUUCUCCCUUGACAUCCGUUCCAAGCAUACCAUCAAAGCCACUGAACUAAAGAUGGCAAAUUUGAUGAAGAAGUUUCGUAUCACCGUCAGUAGUGUGGAACAAGUCUCUGGCGCAAACACCAAUCCAUCAAAAAAGAGCCUCGAAGCAUUUAAGAUGCUGGCAGGUGAAGAAGAGUUGGAAGGUGGUGAGGUGAUUGAUCAGAAGGUACUUCGAACUAUAAGAGUUGGAGAACUGGUUCGCGAGCGCUCCAAGGAUGCCAAUCUUGUUGUAAUCUCACUUCCAAUUCCCGUCGCGGAAGUCACUACACCCAACUUGUACAUGAGCAUGUUGGAGGCUCUCUCAGCGGAUCUUCCACCUGUCCUUCUAAUUAGAGGAAACCAGUCGAGCGUUUUGACAUUUUAUUCUUAA
Messenger RNA from Actinia tenebrosa (Australian red waratah sea anemone), 1161 nucleotides. Its product is annotated as solute carrier family 12 member 2. Gene Ontology annotation, molecular function: sodium:potassium:chloride symporter activity. Lineage: Eukaryota; Metazoa; Cnidaria; Anthozoa; Actiniaria; Actiniidae. Gene Ontology annotation, cellular component: membrane. The record is from RefSeq and is a predicted model, not a curated record. Gene Ontology annotation, biological process: potassium ion import across plasma membrane; cell volume homeostasis; sodium ion homeostasis.